Molecule: messenger RNA, 28686 nt
Organism: Colletotrichum aenigma
Lineage: Eukaryota; Fungi; Ascomycota; Sordariomycetes; Glomerellales; Glomerellaceae
Product: putative cell agglutination protein
Exons: 4
Coding region: 1-28686 (9561 amino acids)
Biological process (GO): cell adhesion
Cellular component (GO): fungal-type cell wall
Source: RefSeq, a predicted model, not a curated record
AUGAAGCUCUUCACAACCUUAGGCCUGUUGGCCUCUGCUGGGCAGUACUGGCUUGCGUCAGGACUGCCUCAGUUCCCCGACAAUCCCAUGUGCACAGCUGGCAUCACGUCCGUCGAAGUCCAGCCCGUACAGUUCGUCGUGCGCCGCCCAAUCUACAUAAGCGCGUUUCUGCCGGCCAACACAGUCUUGAUCCUCGACGACGGACUUACACUUACGGUCACCAACGCGCCGUUGACGCUCAUCACCGAAAUCGACAAGCUGGGCACUCUCACCUCCGAAGUGACCAGAAUCAUCGAGGGAAUCUCAUCUCUCCCCAACGCAUACGUCACGAUCACAAGAGGUGGCCAGUCGGGAACAGAGGCAAGCACCAUCACCGUGCUUCCCUCUGGCCCGGAUGGCGUUGGCACUUACCUUGUCUUCACCCCCUUUGCGCUCACCGACGCGACGACCGGAGCUGGUAUUCUGCCAACACCCACGGUCGGAAGCCCUGCGGCAACAAUCGUCGGCUCUCCCGAGGAUGCCAGUCGUCUUCUGACCGAAGCUCUGAACAGCUUGGGUAAUCCUGUCCCGCCGGUAACAAACGACCCCGGCGCGACCCCGGCCAGCCCGGCUUCAGUCCCGGUGACGCUUCUGCCCACCGGAGGAGCUCUGCCUGCUGCGUUUUACACCACCGUCAAUGUUGGUGGUGCUGAUGGGGUGCCUCGGAACCUGACUGUUACCUCUGGAACCGAGGGCACAGUCUUCGCGCAGACCUUUGACAGAUUCUCGGUCACCGUGACUGGUCCCGACAAUGUCAUCACCGUUCUCGGAAACGCUGGAGUCUCGCCUUCAGCCAUCACCUUGGCCGGAAACCGAGCUGCGGCGGCGGCCUCUGGAGUCAGCGGUGACGUCUUGCAGAUCAUCCAGACCCCUGGAGGCGAGGCAAACUUCCUGGAGCGACUUCUCACGACCACAGUAGGCGCUCAAGGGAUCGAGGGAACCAACACAUUCACAAUUGUUCCUACUGGAACCGGAAGCGUUGGUGCCGUAGUUGUCCAGACUCCUCUCGCAGGUUCCGCAGGCAUUUUUGCUGGACCGCUCAGGACCAUCACGGCCGGUGGAAACACCGGUUCUAAUGCAGUGACAUUUACUGUUCCUCCUCAAGGAACAGACCAAACUGGCACUGUUGUCGUCCAGCCAGCGCAGAUUGCUUUCACUGGCCCCUUCACGACCAUCACCUCAGGAGGCGUCUCUGGCUCCGUGCCCCUUUCUUUGACCAUUUUGCCUUCGACAAGCCCCUCGCUGGGUACCGUCAUUGUGCAAACUCCUCUGGCUGCGAGCCCCAUCAACUUCAUCACAAGAAACGCGCUCGCCAUUGCCGGUCUCGGAGCCACCAUCACUCUGCCAUUGGGCGGUUCUUCUGCUACUGGCCCUGCAACGGUCAUCAUCGCAGCAGGUUUGGGAGGUGAUGAUCCGGCCACGACCGCGCCGGCUGCUCUGGCAGCGUCGAUUGUCACGAUCCGCGGUGCCUUCAACGGCACUACUCCCCAGACCUUGACCUUGGCCCCGGCUGGUGACAACUCGCUUGCGACUGUUGUUGAGCAGUUGCCCGUUGGCUUCUCUACAAACAACCAGGCGAACCCUACAGCCCCGGCUGCUCCGGCUGCGACCGGUGUCAACACAGCCGGUCAACCCAACGCCCCUGUGCCAACAGCAGGACCUUCAGUCAACCCAAUUCCCAACCAGAUUCUUCCUGCUGCCAUCACCAGCGGAUAUAGCGGUUCUGUGCCUACAACUGUCACUUUGCCGCCUUCUGGAGCUCAGACUGCCAGCCAAGUCGUGGUUCUCACCCCCUUUUCCAACGACUUGGUUGCCACCAACAUUCUCCAGCAACCGACAACCAUUACUCAAGGAGCAUCGGUCACUAUCGCGACGACCGUCACUCUCCAGCCGGGUGCCAUUCAGCCAGGAGCAGCAGUUCCCACUGCUCCUACUGUUCUUGUGCUGACGCCGCUCCCGUCUGGGGUAGCAGUAGCAACUCCAGUAGUCAAUCCGGCUCAGUUGACCACGGUCUCCGGAGUCAUCAACGGUAACAGCCCCCUGACUGUUACCAUUCCUCCAGCGGACUCCGUUGAUCCUGGCACCGUCGUUGUUCUUCAACCUGCUCAAACGGCUGGUGUCGCCCCCGGUGUUACUCCUGGAGUCGUUCCCGGCGUCACUCCUGGAGUCGUUCCCGGUGUGACUCCUGGUGGUGCUGCGACUCCCGGAGGUGUAGCAACUCCUGGAGCAGGCCAAGACACUGUUCUUGCUGAACCUUUCCUACCGGGGGCGUUCACGACCAUCCAGUCCGGAUUCAGUGGCGUAACUCCCACCACCUUCACCGUCCCCCCUGUUGCCCCAAAUAGCAUUGGUACAGUUGUCGUCUUGACCCCUACUAACGCAGCAGGUGCCGGCCCCUCACUGCCCGCCGGUGUACCUUUCGUGACGGUCACGAGCCCUUUCGCAGGAGAGACUCCUCAGACCAAUGUAUUGCUCCCAUCUGGUACUAACCCCACAGGAACUGUUCUCGUUGAAGUCCCAGCUGCUCAGUUUACGCCACCCGCUUCAGGUAUCAGCCUGCCCGCCGGUGUGCCAUUCGUGACUGUGACAACUCCCUUCGCCGGAGAGACUCCCGAGACCAACAUCUUGCUUCCCACUGGCACUGGCAGCGUUGGAACUGUUUUGGUUCAGGUGCCGUCUGCCCAGUUCACGCCAGCUGCGCAAGUAACGGCUCCCACCGCAGGCGUUGUCCCGACGCCGGGUGGCCCUCUGCUCCCUGGCAUCACCAUCGGAGGACAGACCAUCGUCAUCCCCGGAAUCACCAUUGGCGGCCCCAUUGCUUUGCCUACUGGUCUUAACUUGGGAUCUUUCCUCACCCUGACUCAGGCCGGGUCAGACCCAAACACCGUAGUCUUCCUUCCCACGGGUACCAACCCGGGUCUUGUUGUCAUUCAGACACCGACUGUUGCGCCGGCUGCUGUUUCUGGCGUUGGUGUCUUCACGACCCUCUUCCAGGGGUACACCGGCUCAACGCCCACCACCACGACUCUGCCGCCGACGGGAACCAACACCCUCGGCGUUGUCUUGGUUCAGACUCCCCUGGUGAACGUCCCCGAUACCACGACGGUUGGUUUCACUGGCACGGCACCCAACACGAUCACCGUGCAGCCCUCUUCGGGUGGCUCUGGUAUCGUGGUUGUUGAAACUCCUUUCGUCAACCCCUUACAAUCCACCCCGGCUGUCCCGGCUCAGAUCUUCACGAGCAUCACCCAGGGCUUUACCGGAUCUGUCCCGACUACAAUUACGCUCCAGCCUACUGGAACCAACACAGUUGGUACCGUGGUUGUUCAGACCCCCAUCUUCCCUGGAGGUGGAGUUCAGGUAACCACGCCAGCAGACCCGGCCGCGUCGGACCCGGGUGAACCUCUCAUUGACAUCAUCGCCACCUCGACUGUCGGUCUCCCCGGCUUGCUUUCGCCGACGACUACUACGAUCCUGCCGAGCGGAACUAACCCCGGCUCUGUCGUUGUUCAGACUCCGGUGUCACUUACCGGCUCUCCGGGACCCAACCAACCUCAGUCCUUCGUCACCCUCGCGACCGGUUACACUGGAACUAUCACUCUGACGACCACCAUUCUGCCCGCAGGCACCAACUCGGUUGGAACUGUUCUCAUCCAGACACCUACUCAAGGUGGAGGAGGCGGCGGUGGCGGCGGCGCAGGUGGUGUCCCAACUGUUGGUGUUACUCCUGAGCCUGCUCUUACUCAAGCUCUCACGACCAUCACGGCUGGAUUCUCUGGUUCCGUGCCGACCACCAUCACAUUCUCCGCCACUGGUGCUCAGACUGCUGGUAUUGUUGUCGUCCAGACUCCUACCACUGGUCCUUUCGCGUCUCCCUCCGUCCAACCGGCCGAGUUUGUCACGUUCUUCACUGGAUACACUGGAUCCGUGACUGCCAUCUCUACGAUCUUGCCUACCGGUACUGCUUCUGUUGGCACCGUCUUGAUCCAGACUCCUACUGCUGGUGCUGUUGCAACCUCGCCUCCCGUUGUUCCCACUGGUUUUGUUCUCACUACCGCUGGCUACACCGGCUUGGUUCCCACGACUAUCACGAUCCAGCCGUCGGGCACCAACCCCGGCACCGUCUUGGUCCAAACACCUACGGCCAACCCCGCGACUUUCGUUCCAACUGGAUUUGUUCUCACCACUGCUGGAUACACUGGCUCAGUUCCGACUACUGUCACUAUUCAGCCCUCUGGUACAAGCCCAGGAACCGUCUUGGUCCAGACACCUGCCGUCGAACCCGCGACGCUCGUUCCGACUGGAUUCAUCCUUACUACAACCGGAUACACCGGUUUGGUUCCGACCACCAUCACCAUCCGGCCCUCUGGCACAAACCCAGGCUCUGUCAUUGUCCAGACCCCGACUGUUCUGCCAGCCUCGGUUCCCUCAGGAUUCGUCCUCACAACGACUGGUUACAUUGGUCUUGUGCCGACAACGGUGACCGUCGAGCCCUCAGGAACCAACCCAGGCUCUGUUAUCGUCCAGAACCCAACUGUCAUCGUCGACCCUGCUCAAGUCCCAACCGGCUUCGUGGUCGCAACGACCGGCUAUACUGGAUCUGUCCCAACCACCGUCACUAUUCAGCCGUCGGGAACCAACCCCGGCACUGUUCUCAUCCAGACACCUACAGUUGAGCCUCAGAUCAUCCCAAGUGGAUUUGUCGUAGCUACCACUGGGUAUACUGGCUCUGUACCGACAACGGUUACCAUCCUCCCGACUGGCACUCAGUCUAUUGGAACCGUCCUGAUUCAGACUCCAACUGCUGUUGCCAGUCAGACCGGAGGCAGCGGUGCCGGUGGCGGUCCCAUCGAGCCCGUCUUUUUGAGCAGCGGAUACGCUGGAUCUGUCACGUCAACUCUGACCUUGACUCCUUCAAACGUCGGAGACCCAACAACAUUGGUCGUACUCACACCUAGCGACGCUGCUGGUGUCACGCCAUCUCCCACAGUCACCGUGGAGCCAAUUGUGUUCAUUACUUUGACCAUCGGAUACCCUGGUCCUACAAUUGCUACCCUGACCUUGUUCCCUAGCAGCGGCAACCCGAUCGGAACUGUCAUCAUCCAGACUCCCUUACCAUCUGGACAGAGCAACACCAUCACUGCCACUGGUUUCACCACGCAAACUCUCCCCUUCACGGGAUCAGUGCCGACCACCAUCACUAUCCCCCCGGCUGCCACGGACCCCAAUGGCAUCGCGACGGUCAUUGUGCAGGACCCGAUUGCUUCGUACGUCACUGUUUCAAGCGGAUACUUCGGUUCCGGUAUUGCGACGACGACUCUCGCUCCCGCAAACCCAGGAGACCCAGGCACCGUCGUUAUCCAGACACCUCUUCCGGCUUCAUUCUUCACCACCACUGUCGGAUACACUGGCUUGGUUCCUACUACGACCACGCUGCUGCCGUCUGGAACCGAUACCGUUGGCGCUGUCAUUAUCCAGGUCCCUACAUCUACUCCUGCGCCGACCGCCGACCCUGCCAUCUCCUACAUUACGGUGUCUACCGGGUACUCGGGAGUGGGAACUCAAACCACCACAAUUCUUCCUACGGGAACCGAAACUGUUGGCCUGGUUCUUAUCCAGACUCCCACGGCUGCCGGCGGCGAUACCGCUACCGCACCUGGAGUUACUCCCACGGCCCCUGAUGUUACCGCUACCCCUGGAAUCAGCUUCAUCACGACGACUACGCUAUGGGAUUCAACGGGUACAUCCACGGAAACCACGUUCCCUACUGGCACGCAGGCUGUGGGCAGUGUCAUUGUCUUUGCUCCUCGAUUUGCCAGAUUCAUCACAACAACUAUUGGCUGGACUGCAAGUGGCCUGUCUACGACCACCAGCCCGAUAACAAGUGCAAGCGAGGUUAUUGGCAUGGUCAUUAUUUACACUCCUGAACCCACUGCCGCUCCUACGUCCGAUCUCGAUCCUUCUGUUGGCGCAUCUGUCACUCCCGCCGCAUCUCCGAGCGUGGAAUUUGCUACUCUUACUAGCACCUACUCAGGAUCGGUGCCCACCACAUUCACGCUCGCUCCUAGCGGCACUGACACCGUGGGUACUCUCGUGGUCUUGGUGCCAAGCUCCACGGCAAGCCCUGAUGCAUCUGGAGGAGAUCCAGUCUUUGCGACUCUUACGAGCACGUAUGCAGGCUCCAUUCUUUCAACUUCAACGAUUGUGCCCACGGGAACCAAUUCUCAGGGCACUCUUGUCGUCCUUGUUCCGAGCAGCGCUCCCUCUCCUGGUGCGACUGGCUCCCCCGGAGCAUUGUUCGAGACUAUUACAUCUACCUAUGGAGGUUCCAUCACCUCUAUCGAGACUCAGUUGCCUUCCGGCUCCGAUCCAACCGGAACUGUCAUUGUCUACGUUCCAAGCGAUGUCUUGGCUUCGCCGACAAUCACACCUGGCCCUGCCUUGACUACGGUUACCUCCGCUUACCCCGGAUCUGUCAUCUCGACUGCCAUUGCUUCACCCGCCAACCCUGGCGACCCAGGCACUGUCAUUGUCUACAUCCCGACGAGCGUGGUUUCAGACACAGGUGCCUUUACAACUGUGCUUUCGACUUACACCGGCUUGGUACCUGCGACGACGACUGUUCUCCCCGCCAACGUCAAUGACCCGGCUACCGUCAUUGUGCUUAUUCCGAGCGCGACCCCCACAGUCAGCGUCCCGGAGGCCACCAGCGGUGGUUCUGGUGGCGGUGCUGGACUUCCCGCACUCUCUACAAGCCUUUACGAUGGUUCGGUGACUCUGACUACAACUAUUCCGGGAGUAUCAGGUCUACCAGACCAGACUCUGGUACUUGUUCCCAGCAUUACACCCACGGCGACCUUGCCGGGCGGUGGUGCUGGUGGUCCGCCAGGACUUAUUACCAGCCUUUACGAUGGUUCCAUCACGCUCACGACUACCAUUCCCGGGGUUUCAGGAGCUCCUGACGAGACCCUGGUUCUCAUUCCCAGUAUCACGCCGACGGUGAGCCUUCCGGGUGGCGGAGCUGGUGGAGUUCCGGGCUUGGUGACCAGUUUCUACGAUGGCUCGGUUACUCUCACCACUAUCAUCCCUGGAGUGACGGGUCUUCCUGACGAGACUCUUGUCCUCAUUCCGAGUGUCACGCCGACUGCCAAUCUCCCUGACAACGGAGCCAGCGAAUUGCCUGCUCUCAUUACUAGUUUCUAUGAUGGCUCAGUCACGCUGACUACCACGAUACCUGGAGUCUCCGGUCUUCCAGAGACAGUCGUCCUCAUUCCGAGUGUUACACCAACGAUAGACAUCCCGGGCUUGUCUACCAGCUUUUACGACGGUUCGGUCACCCUCACGACCACAAUCCCUGGCGCGUCUGGUCUUCCUGACGAGACUCUUGUCUUGGUGCCAAGCAUCACGGCUGACCCAGCUGCUACUGGCGGCGCCGGAGGCUUGCCUGCGCUGGCCACCAGUCUCUAUGAUGGUUCGAUUACCCUUACCACCACGAUCCCUGGUGUGUCGGGAUUGCCUGAUCAGACCCUUGUUCUUGUUCCUGGCGUUACGCCCCAGCCAUCUCUACCGGGCACGACUCUGGCCCCUGGAGUAUACACAAGCACUUACGAUGGAUCAAUCACGUUCGCUUUGACGAUUCCUCCCUAUACUAUUGGAUUACCUGGCGCGACCAUCAUCUUCGUUCCUAGCCUUCCAGGUGUCCCCACAGCGACACCUACGGCUUUGGGCCAAGGGCUCGUGACCAGCUUGUACGAUGGUUCCAUUACUUUCACCUCAACUCUUCCUGGCGUUUCUGGCCUGCCCGACGAAACAAUCGUCUACAUCCCAAGCGUACCAGGGCUCCCCACUGCAGCGCCAACCGCCUCAGCCCCGGGAAUCAUUACAAGCUUGUACGAUGGGUCCAUCACUUUCACGUCAACCCUCCCUGGUGUGUCGGGUCUGCCCGAUGAAACCGUCGUUUUCAUUCCAAGUGCCCCAGGUCUCCCUACAUCGCUUCCAACAGCCUUGGGCCAGGGCUUGGUGCCGAGCUUCUACGAUGGUUCUGUCACUUUGACAUCAACGAUUCCUGGUGUCUCUGGUCAGCCAGAUGAGACUAUCGUCUUCGUCCCUACUAUCACAGGCCAGCCAACAGCAGCCCCAACAGGUCCAAUCACCAGUUUCUAUGAUGGCUCCGUCACCUUUACGUCCACAAUUCCGGGCGCAUCCGGUCUGCCUGAUGGUACCAUUGUUUACGUCCCAAGUGCUGGAGCUCUUCCUAGCUCUGACUUGGGGGGUCUUCCCACAUCUGCGCCUACCGCUCUCGAGGCGGGCUUAUACACAAGCACGUACGGCGGCUCCAUUACUUUCACUUCGACUCUACCCGAAGUUUCUGGACUGCCUGGAGCGACCAUUAUCUUUGUUCCUAGCAUUGCGGCUCCAGCAGUGCCCUCGGUUACGCCUGGCGGCUUAGUGACAAGUCUCUAUGAUGGCUUGAUUACCUUCACAUCUACCAUCCCUGGCGUAUCUGGUUUGCCCGAUGAGACUGUCGUGUUCCUUCCGACCGUCACUAGCCCCGUGGACCCUACCAGCGCGGCUGGAGGUGUUGGAGGCUUGGUCACGAGCCUCUACGACGGCUCAAUCACCUUCACCUCAACAAUCCCUGGUGUCUCUGGUCUACCAGACGAUACGAUCAUCUUCCUACCGUCUCUUACGGCUCCAGCCGUCCCUACCAGUGUUGCUGGAGGCUUAGUCACAAGUUUCUAUGAUGGGUCAAUCACUUUGACUACCACCAUUCCGGGCGCUUCUGGAUUCCCAGAUGAGACUCUUGUGCUUGUACCUUCGAUUACGGACCCUGCGCUCGGAGCAGUGCUCACCAGCUUGUACGAUGGGUCGAUUACGCUUAUGACUACUCUUCCUGGCGUAUCUGGCUUGCCAGAUCAAACCGUCGUCUUGGUGCCUUCGAUUACAGCUCCAGCUGUCCCGACAAGUGCCAUCGGCGGACUAGUCACUAGCCUGUACGAUGGGUCGAUUACCCUUACGACUACUAUCCCCGGAGUCUCUGGCCUGCCAGACCAGACUGUUGUGCUGGUGCCUUCAAUCACCGACCCUGCCCUCCCCACGAGUGCAGUCGGCGGAUUGGCGACCAGCCUGUACGACGGAUCGGUCACACUCACAACGACGAUCCCAGGGGUUUCUGGCUUGCCAGACCAAACUCUUGUCCUCAUCCCCAGUGUCACUGGCGCGCCGGCUUUGCCCAAUCUCUUUACAAGCACCUAUGACGGCUCCAUUACAUUCACGUCCACGGUUCCGGGUGUUUCGGGCCUGCCGGACGACACCAUUGUGUUCGUCCCUGGCAUUACCGCUGCUCCAUCACUGCCCAAUCUCCUCACCAGUACUUAUGGCGGUUCUGUCACUCUCACAUCCGUCAUUCCAGGAGUCUCGGGCGCGCCAGAUGAGACCAUUGUGCUGGUUCCUGAUGUGACAGAUUCGCUGGCGUUGCCAAACAUUCUCACAAGCACUUAUGAUGGAUCUAUCACUGUCACAUCCGUCAUUCCUGGUGUCACUGGGUUGCCUGAUGAGACGAUCGUCCUCGUCCCUAGUGCUGUGCCGAGUCUGCCAGCUGGUGGUCUUCUUACCAGCACUUACGACGGCUCUAUCACGCUCACUUCUGUCAUCCCUGGAGUCACCGGUCUGCCUGACGAAACGAUCAUCCUGGUGCCGAGCGCGACCCCUACGCUGGGUGGUCUUAUCACCAGCACCUACGACGGCUCUGUCACCCUUACCUCUGUCAUCCCAGGUGCUUCAGGCCUCCCAGAUCAGACAGUCAUUCUCGUGCCGAGUGUCGAUCCAACUUUGCCGGCUGGCGGCUUGCUCACAAGCACUUACGGAGGCUCAGUCAUCUCGACAACUACACUCCCGGUUGGAACCGAUGGUCUUCCUGGUGCCACCGUUGUUCUGGUCCCCAGCAUCACGGGGGCCCCAGCACUCCCGAAUGUUUUCACCAGUCUUUACGAUGGACAGAGAACUGCUGGCGACCCUGGAGCGACGAUCAUCUUCAUCCCUCGCCCAACAACCGUUGUGUCAGCUGGCGGUCUUUUCACAAGCACUUACGACGGCUCAGUUAUUUCAACCACGACACUGCCGGCUGGAACUGACGGCCUUCCUGGUGCCACGAUUGUUCUUGUUCCCGGCAUUACGGCGACCCCGGCGCUCCCUAAUAUCCUUACGAGCACUUACGACGGCUCAGUUGAGAUCACCUCGACGAUUCUCAACAGCGCAGGUGACCCCAUCGAGACCUUGAUUCUCGUCCCAAGCUCAAUCGGUUUGCCCACUGGUGUUUCUGCUUUGCCCACAAGCACUUAUGACGGCUCUGUCACCGUAACCUCGACAAUCCUGGACCCGUCUGGCAACCCUGUUCUUACUGCAAUCUUCGUCCCAGGCUCAACUGCCUUGCCCGCAUUGCCAACAAGCUUCUAUGAUGGAUCUGUAACCUUAACGUCGACAAUUCUGGAUCCUUCCGGAAACCCCGUCGAGACCGCUGUGUUCGUCCCAAGCAUCACGGGUGUUCCUCAACUGCCGACCAGCCUUUACGAUGGCUCGAUCACAUUGACAUCAACCAUCUUGGACGCCUCCGGAAACCCAGUUGAGACGACCGUCUUUGUUCCCAGCGUCACUGGUCUGCCUCAAUUGCCGACAAGUCUCUAUGACGGGUCUAUUACUGUUACUUCGACAAUCCUUGAUGCGUCCGGCAACCCUGUUCAAACUGCAGUGUUUGUGCCAAGCAUUACCGGCCUUCCUGCCGCUUUGCCCACGAGCCUUUAUGGCGGGUCAAUCACGGUCACAUCAACUAUACUCGAUGCCUCGGGUAACCCUGUCCAAACCGCGAUCUUCGUGCCGAGCGGUGUGCCGAGCGUUACUGGCCUUCCUAAUAUCCUCCCAACCAGUCUUUAUGACGGGUCGAUCACCGUCACGUCAACUAUCCUCGAUGCUUCUGGUAACCCAGUUGAAACGGCUGUAUUUGUACCAAGCAUCACUGGUCUACCCAAUGUUUUGCCAACAAGUCUAUAUGACGGGUCCGUUACACUUACAUCAACCAUUCUUGAUGCUUCCGGAAACCCUAUUCAAACGGCUGUGUUCGUGCCAAGUGUCACUGGCCUACCUGGUGUCCUGCCUACGAGUCUUUACGAUGGAUCUAUCACGCUUACAUCGACCAUUCUUGACGCGUCGGGUAACCCGAUUCAAACGGCUGUCUUUGUUCCAAGCAUCACCGGAUUGCCUAGUGCACCUGGCGCAUUGCCGACCAGCCUUUACGAUGGAUCGGUGACGUUGACGUCUACUAUCUUGGACGCGUCCGGAAACCCAAUCCAGACUGCCGUAUUUGUUCCGACGAUCACGGGCCUGCCCGACGUGCUCCCAACAAGCUUCUAUGAUGGAUCUGUUACUCUUACUUCUACCAUCUUGGACGCAUCUGGGAACCCGAUUCAGACCGCGGUUUUUAUCCCGACAGUCACUGGCUUGCCCAACGUGCCUCCCACUAGCACCUACGAUGGAUCUGUUACUUUGACUUCCACUAUCCUGGAUCCUUCUGGUAACCCCGUCUUGACGGCAAUUUUCGUUCCCGGAUCGACUGCAGUGCCCAGCCUGGAUCUUCCCACCAGCACCUAUGAUGGCUCUGUCACUCUGACUUCAACCAUCCUGGAUGCGUCUGGAAAUCCUAUCCAGACGGCUAUCUUUGUGCCUGGCGUGUCUAGCUUGCUGGCCACCGGUCUACCAACGAGUACAUAUGAUGGCUCCAUCACACUGACCUCAACUAUUCUGGAUGCUUCAGGCAACCCUGUUGAGACCGCAGUAUUUGUACCAGGCCUAACGAGCUUGGCAAACAACGGGCUUCCUACCAGCACGUACGAUGGCUCUGUCACAUUGACAUCAACGAUCUUGGAUGCCUCUGGAAACCCCAUUCAAACGGCAAUCUUCGUGCCGGGGCCUUCCGCUCUCCCUGAUCCUGGAGUGUUGACAAGCGGCUACGAUGGUUCUGUGACGUUGACCUCAACCAUCUUGGAUGCCUCGGGCGAUCCUGUGCAGACCGUCGUUCUCGUGCCGACUGCCACUGGCCUUCCAGGUGGUGGACUUCUUACCAGCACUUACGACGGAUCGAUCAUCUCAACAACCACACUUCCCGUUGGUACCGAUGGCUUGCCUGGCGCGACUGUCAUUCUUGUACCCAGCCCAACUGCUCCCGCACUGGAUGUCUUGACAAGCACAUACCCUGGCUCUGUGACUCUGACAACGACCGUUCCGUUUGGGCCGCCUGGCUCUUCUGCAGUCAUCGUGUUGGUUCCAAGUGCUACUGCGGCCCUCGGAGAUAUCCUUACCACCACGUACGGCGGAUCGGUUACUCUCACCAGCACAUUCCCUGCUGGCCCGAAUGGCGAGGCUCCGUCUACUGUCGUCUAUGUUCCGGACAUCACCGACGCCCUGCCAAACUUGCCCACAAGCACGUACGAUGGCUCGAUUACCUUCACCUCCACGCUCCCAGGGGGUCCUUCUGGUGAACCUGGUGCGACUGUCAUCUUCGUUCCCGGCAUUACUGGCGUCCCUUCUGCUCCCACCAGAAGCAUCUCGUUCGCGACCAUCACAAGCGCAUACACUGGUGCUCUUCCCUCCGCCACCACGGUUUUCCCGAGCGGUGACAACGAUGAAGGUACCAUUAUAAUUCUCGAGCCAGCCUCAUCAGGAGCCGGUGGUGACCCGGCUCUGUUCGUCACGCUUACGAGUGGCUACUCCGGUCUCGUGCCAUCUGCGACAACCAUCCUGCCUACUGGCACCGAGACACUUGGCCAAGUCAUCAUUUUGGUGCCCACUGCCACGGACGGAAGCACUCCCACCUUCAGCUUUGCCACUAUCACCAGCGGAUACACCGGUCUGGUACCGUCUGCCACCACCAUCUUCCCUACCGGAACCGACACCGACGGGACGGUUAUCAUUCUUGAGCCGACGGCCACUCAACCGCUUGCAUUCACAACCAUCACUAGCCCUGGUGUUGGAUCCGUUACGUCGACCUCAACAAUCUUGCCGACUGUCACUGGCGAUCCCGGCAUUGUCGUCAUUUUCGACCCGGAUCUCCUUGGUACAACCUCGGACCUCCCAUCCUACACCACGGUCAUCAGCACGUACGAUGGAUCGUCUCUCACAACCUCUACCUUGGCACCUGCAGGAACUGACACUAUUGGAACUGUUGUGGUUCUCGUACCAAGCGCAAGCGUCUCCAUCCCCAGAGUCUCUUCCUAUGUCACUCUCACCAUCACUUACAGUGGCUUGGAGCCCCUUGUUUCGACUUUGGCACCUUCUGGCACCGACGCUGUUGGCACCAUCAUCUUCUACGAGCCCAUCGCCACUCCAACGGCUGAUUUCACAACAAUCAUCAGCACUUAUGAUGGGUCUGCUGUGGCCACGUCGACGAUUGCUCCGGCCAGUCCUGGCGAUAUCGGCACUGUCAUCAUCCUUCAGCCUGCUUCCCUCAUCAGCACCCCUGUCCUGUCCGUCACAGCCGUCUUUACUACCAUCACCACCACAUACGAUGGCAGCAUCAUUCAGACCACGACGGCCUUGCCUACAGGAACUGGCCUCGGUGAAAUUGGCACUGUCAUUGUCCAAGUUCCAAGCGCGCUGGCCAAUGCCUUUACUACUGUCACCAGCGGCUACGACGGUUCGGUCACCUUGACCACAACUCUGCUGCCUGAUGCGACUGACCUUGCCGGUCUCGGCACGGUUAUUGUGCAGGUGCCUACCCAGCUUCCAUUGAGCACUGGCGGCUUGGGUGAGUUGUUCACGACAGUAACAUCGACGUACGCCGGUUCGGUUACUCUUACAUCCACAGCACUCCCUGAUCCUGCAGACCCCACUGGCAUUAGAACAGUCAUCGUCCAAGUUCCUGAUCAAGCGGCAACAAGCACUGAUGCUUUGGGCAACAUCUUCACCACGAUUACAUCCACGUACGCUGGAUCCGUUACCCUUACAUCAACAGCUCUUCCAGACAUUGCAGACCCGACCGGCAUCAGGACCGUCAUUGUGCAAGUUCCUGGCGAUCUAGCCACAUCGACAGACAUUUUGGGCGAUCUUUUCACCACCGUGACGUCGACAUACGCUGGCUCCGUGACUCUCACUUCUACGGCCCUGCCUGACGUUGCGGACCCAAGUGGCAUCCGAACAGUCAUCGUACAGGUUCCAGGCGACUUGGCGUCUUCCGCGACUGAUCCUCUUGCCGCUUCGUUCACAACCAUUUUCAGCACGUACCCUGGCUCAGUUACCUUGACAACUACUUUGCCGCCUGCUGCAACCGACCCAUCUGGUCUCGGCACUGUCAUUGUCCAGCUUCCGGAUAUCCUCGCCACGUCUACGGGGGAUGCCCUGCCAACAUCAAGAGACGGUUUUUUGCCUGCGUCUUUCACCACAAUCUUCAGCACGUACGACGGCUCCAUUCCGCUCACCACGACCUUGCCACCAGACGUUACCGACCCAUCUGGCCUUGGAACUGUCAUCGUUCAAAUCCCCGCGAGUGCUACUUCCGACCCUUUGGCUGCUUCUUAUACUACCAUCACCAGCGGCUACACUGGUUUGGUCCCUCAGACCACCACCUUGGCGCCCGCGAAUCCUGGAGAUCUCGGAACAGUCGUCGUACAAGUCCCCAGCGCUACUGUCGAUCCCGGAGUCUUCCUUACCACCGUCACAAGUGGCUACGAUGGCUCAAUUACUCAACUCACCACUCUGCCCGUUGCAACUAUUGAUGGUUCGACGAUUCAAACUGUGAUCGCGCAGGUUCCUACCCUUGUGCCGACCGACUCGAUUGAUCUUGAUGAUCUCCUCGUCACUUUGACAAAUGGCUAUGACGGUUCUGUGACCUUGACAACAACAUUGCCUGCGGUUACCAUUGAUGGAUCGACAAUCCGGUCUGUUAUUGUUCAAGUACCGACUCAGACAGCUCUGCCUGGUGUUUUCCUUACCACUCUUACAAGUGGCUACGAUGGCUCAGUUACGCAGACAACCACCUUGCCUGUUGCUACUGUUGGAGGUCUUCCCAUCCAGACCGUGGUUGUGCAGGUCCCUACUGCCACAGUCUCCGACGGAAUCCAGUCCACCACUAUCACCAGUGGUUACGACGGACUUCUUACCCAGACGACGAGCCUUCCCAUUGGUACAGUCGGCGGCGUUCCGGUCCAGACAGUCGUUGUCCAGGUUCCUACCUCUACGGACCCUCUUGGCGCUCUGUACACGACUCUCACAAGCGCUUAUCCCGGCUCGGUCACCUUGACCACCACUCUCGCUCCGGCUGGUACAGGUAUUUCUGAGUUGGGUACUGUUGUCGUCCAGGUGCCGUCCGAUGUUCUCUCUGGUGCGAUUCAGUACACUACUCUUACCAGUGGAUAUGACGGUUCUCUACUGCUUACGCAGACUGGCAUCACCACCGGCGCAGAUGGUCUCGCUACUGUUAUCGUUUUGCAGCCAACUGGAACACUUACAGUUCUCCCGUCCAACAGCGCAAGCGCUACUGAAUCUGACGACCCUGCUUUAUUCGUUACGAUCACAACUGGAUACCCAGGCUCGGUCAUCGCUACCCAAACUGACUCAGUUACUGGCCCUGAUGGUCUCGUCACUGUCGUCGUCCAGACUCCCACGAUCACUGCUCUGCCUAGUCUUGACUACACCACCAUCACGAGCGGAUAUGACGGCUCGGUCCUGCAAACCCUUAUUGGAUCAGCCACGGGUGCAGACGGUCUUGCUACCGUCAUUGUGCAGGUUCCUACUGGAUCUAUCACAGUCGCACCGGCGACGUCAGGAACUAGCGUGCCCGGCAUCUCGUACACCACUGUCACCGAGACUUACGAUGGCUCGUUCCUCCAGACGCUCAUCGGCUCAAUCCUUGGUCUUGAUAGUCUCGCAACGGUUCUUGUGCAAGUUCCUAGAAUCAGCAUCGACGUCUCGAUAUCUCUUGGCUUGCCUUCCCUCGGACCAGGUGCUACUCCCACGAUUACCGUCGAUCCUUCGGCUACUACCAGUGUCCCUGGCUUAUCAUACACCACCGUCACAAGUGGUUACGAUGGCUCAAUCGUCCAGACCCAGCUCGGAUCCGUCACCGGCAUCGAUGGUCUCGCCACUGCUGUCGUUCUGGUACCCAGCACCGCGGCCAAUCUGCCGACUUCGGUUACCGAGAACAUCAUCUCGUACAUCACGGUUACCACUGGCUACGAUGGUUCUAUCACUUUGUUCCAGACUGUUGCACCCGCAGCUUCUGGCCUUCCUGGCACCGUCCUCGCCCAGAUCCCGACUGCGGCAGGGCCCAUCACGGCGCCGACAAUCACCACGCCUUCACUUACCGGCUCAGGCGGAACUGUCACAGUCACAUCGUUCGACCCGAGCAUGACUGGUUCUGCUUUCAUCACAAUGACGUUGUCGCCCUCUCGUCUUAGUGACCCAGUCACGGUGCUCGUCGCGGUUCCUCGGCGACUCUUCUUGGUCACAACCUCGAUCCCAGGCCUGUCAUCUGUGCGUACGUCAACAAUGUCCAUCGGUCUCGACGGCAUCCAGACCGUUAUGAUACAGGUCCCAGCUCUCUCGACUCCCACAGCGCUGUCAACGCCUACGAUUGGCGCGAUCACCACCGUCACCACUCCUUAUACGGGCUCGGUCACUUUGAUCCAGACUCAGACUCCGAUCAACAUUGGCGACCCAACUACCGUGCUUGUUCAAGUUCCAGAGGCGCUCUUCGAGAUCACCUCAACGCGCUUUGGAGCAACUUCUGCAGGAACGACCACGGUAUCGCCAAUUGGCACUGGUGUUCCCACAGUCAUCAUCGAUGUUCCGGGGGCCUUCUCUACCAUCACAAGUGGAUACUCCGGUCUUAUUCCGUCUACCACCACGAUCGUGCCUACUGGUCUUGAUGACAUUGGUCUUGUCAUCAUCCAGACGCCGACUGCCGAAGUCAGCUCAAUUGGAGGCACCAUCUUCACUACCGCUCCUGGCACUGGUCUUAUUCCGACUACCACCACGGUAACCGGCACUGAUGGUAUCGUGUCUGUGAUUGUCGAGACUCCUACGAUUGGCGUGGCUUCUGGAGGCACCGUCUUCACCACCAUUCCGGGAACUGGCCUUCUUCCGACGGCCACCACCGUUACUGGUGCAGACGGAAUCGUGUCUGUCAUUUUCGAGACUCCCACUGCCUCGGCGACCGCAAUUCCCACUACCGUCUUCACCACGGUACCCGGGACUGGAUUGCUUACUACAGCAACUACAGUCACUGGUGCCGAUGGCGUUGUCUCUGUCAUCUUCCAGACUCCCACGACCUCGGGCGAGCUGCCCACGGUCUUUACCACGAUCCCUGGAACUGGUGCUCUCCCUGCAACACUCACAGUCACCGGAACCGAUGGAGUGGUCUCAGUCAUUUUCGAGGCACCCACAGUCACUUCAGGAGGUCUUCCAACGACCAUCUUUACCACCUUUCCUGGUACCGGUCUGCUUCCCGAGGCCACGACUGUUACGGGCGCAGAUGGCAUCGUUUCGGUCAUCUUCCAAACAUCCACAACGGCUGCACCAGGCGCACCGACUACCGUAUUUACCACGGCACCUGGCACUGGUCUCUUGCCCGCGACCACCACGGUCACCGGCGCUGAUGGCAUCGUCUCCGUCAUCUUCCUCGACCCUGACACCUCUGGUGAACCUAUAAUCACGCCAACCGCAGCCACCACCAUCUUCACCACCAUCCCAGGCACUGGAGUCCUCCCCGCCACCAACAUCGUCACCGGUCCCGAUGGAGUGGUCUCGGUCAUUGUCUCCGAGGCCACGGCUACAAGCAUCCCUGGGGUUUCAUACACCACUAUUACCACGGGAGGCCCGGCUUUGGCUACAAGAACCAUCCUGCCAUCCGUUCUUGGUGAUUUGGCAACCGUUAUCGUCGAGACUCCCACUUUGGGUGCCAGUCCUGGUGCUUUCAUCACGGUCACCUCAGCUGGCCCCAUCCCGACUACUUUCACCCUUCUCCCGGCUUCUCUGGGCGAAACUGGUACUGUUGUGAUCGUUCCGACCACAUCCUCGGACCUGGCUGUCGACCCGGCUCUGUCAUUCACCACAGUCUUCUCGGCGGGCCCAGUCCCUACGACUCUUACAAUUUUGCCAGCUAUUUCCGGAGACCUCGGCACCAUUAUCGUGGUCCCGACAGCAUCUUCUGACCUUUCCAUUGAUCCGGCACUUUCACUCACUACUGUGUUCUCUGCUGGUCCUAUCCCGACAACCUUCACCCUCCCCCCUGCAGUCAGCGGACUGCCAGGCACGGUUGUGAUCGUUCCUUCAGCAACCUCUUCGGACUUGCUUGUCGACCCUGCUCUCGAAUACACCACUGUGUUCUCUGCUGGCCCCAUCCCGACGACCUUCACUCUUGCUCCAGCAUCCAGUGGGUUGCCAGGCACAGUCGUGGUCGUCCCCUCGACGACUUCUUCGGACCUGCUCGUCGACCCGGCUCUCGAGUACACCACCAUAUUCUCCACUGGUCCCGUUCCUACCACCUACACACUGCCUCCGGCAGUCAGUGGUCUUCCUGGCACGGUGGUUGUUGUUCCAUCAGCAACCUCGUCAGACUUGCUCGUUGACCCCGCCCUGCAAUUCACCACUGUGUUCUCUGCGGGUCCUGUUCCGACGACUUUCACAAUCACUCCGGCUGUCAGCGGCUCUCUUGGUACAGUUGUCAUUGUUCCUACAGCUUCAUCCGAUCUGUCGAUCGACCCUGCCCUCUCACUUACGACGGUUUUCUCUGCGGGUCCAAUCCCGACGACUUACACCCUUCCUCCAGCAGCAAGUGGUCUUCCAGGAACCGUCGUUGUGGUCCCGACCGCUUCGUCCGAUCUGCCUAUCGACCCGGCAUUGUCGUACACAACCGUCUUUUCUGCCGGUCCCAUUCCCACGACGUUCACUCUGCCGCCCCUGUCAAGUGGUCUUCCUGGUACUGUGGUGGUGGUUCCGUCCGCCACCUCGGGCUUGCCAAUCGACCCCGCGCUGUCAUACACGACUAUCUUCUCCGCCGGUCCUAUCCCAACCACUCUUACGAUCCCGCCUGCGGCGAGCGGCCUUUCAGGCACCGUCAUCAUCCAGUCUCCUGGCGUCUUCUUCGACACGAUUACAUCGACGUAUGAUGGCACCGCUCCCGCGUUGUCGACUGUCUUCCCCACUGCGGCUGGUGAAACCGGCACCGUUAUCGUCCUUGUGCCUUCCGGCCUUGUACCUUCUGCCACGGUGCCGUUGACGACACCGACUCUCACCCGCGGCCAGGUUACGAUAACUUCUCUUUACACUGGCAGGAUUCGCUUCAGCACCACCAUUGGCGUCAGCAUCCAAGGAGACCCAACUCUUCCGGACACGGUCGUUGUGUACGUCCCCUUCACCGAGGACGUAUCUGCGACACCGACGGCAACCCCUGGUGCAGUUACGACGAUUUUCACCGGAAUCUCCGGAACUUUCGUGGGCCCUGUCACCACAACACUGCCUGCUGGUCCCGACGGCAUCGAAACAGUACUCAUUCAGACUGCUCUUCCCGAUGUCACUCCUACCGCCACUGGUCUCACUACGAUUUUCACUGGCAUUCCGGGAACUUUCACUGCUCUUCCUGGUGUCACUCCUACCGCCACUGGGCUUACCACGAUCUUCACCGGCAUUUCGGGAACCUUCGUGGGAAGCUUGACAACGACGCUCCCGGCCGGCCUUGAUGGUAUUGAAACAGUGCUGAUCCAAACUGCUUUGCCUGGCAUUACGCCAACCGCUACCGCCAUCACGACCGUUUUCACUGGUAUUCCCGGAACAUUCUUGGGUUCCCUGACGACGACGCUUCCCGCCGGCCCUGAUGGUAUUGAAACCGUUCUCAUCCAGACUGCGUCAUCAGGAAUCGUCCCGAGCGCGACCGCUGCCACGACAAUCUUCACGGGUGUUCCUGGCACCUUCUUGGGUUCUGUGACAACCACUUUGCCUGCUGGACUUGAUGGUAUCGAGACCGUUCUCAUCCAAACAGCUCUUCCAUCGGGAGGCCCUACAGCUACUCCGACCGCCAGUCCGACCGCAGUCACGACGGUAUUUACGGGUAUCCCAGGAACCUUCAUAGGAUCCCUGACAACCACUCUACCCGCCGGCCCAGAUGGUAUCGAAACUGUUCUGAUCCAGACUGCGUUGACUGCUAUCCCAAGCGCAACUGGCCUGACGACGAUCUUCACUGGUAUCCCUGGCACUUUCGUCGGUCCUGUGACAACAACCUUGCCCGCUGGCCCUGAUGGAAUCGAGACAGUUCUCAUUCAGACUGCUCUUAGCGCUAUCCCGACAGCCACUGGUUUUACGACGAUCUUUACGGGUAUUCCUGGCACGUUCUUGGAUCCUCUCACGACCACGCUCCCGGUUGGUCUUGACGGCAUUGAGACUGUUCUCAUCCAAACUGCUUUGAGUGCUAUUCCGACCGCUACUGGCCUUACCACCGUGUUUACUGGAAUCCCAGGCACUUUUGUUGGACCCGUCACAACAACUCUUCCGGUCGGUCCAAAUGGUAUCGAGACGGUGCUUAUCCAGACUGCUCUGCCCACGGCAAUCCCGACCGCAGUUACUACCAUCUUUACUGGUAUUCCGGGAACAUUCUUGGGCUCUUUGACAACAACUCUGCCCGCCGGUCUUGACGGCAUUGAGACGGUACUCAUCCAGACCGCCCUGCCUACGGCUGCCGCUGGCGCGAUUACCACGAUCUUUACUGCCGUUCCCGGAACCUUCUCUGGGGUCCGCACCACAACGCUGCCAGUCGGUCUCGAUGGUAUCGAGACUGUCCUUGUUGAGGGUGCCUUGCCAACCGCUGCCCCGAGUGUCACUGUCACGUACACGACCAUCUUCUCAGGCAUCAUUGGCACGUUUGUUGGACCUCAAACAUCCACACUCCCUGCCGGACCUGAUGGUGUCGCAACUGUCAUCAUUGCUAUUGCAAUCCCGUCUGAGAGCAUUCGCUUCACUACGAUUCUCACAGGACUCCCGGGAACAUUUACCGGCACUCAGGUCACCACCUUGCCGGUCGGCACCGACGGCAUCGCGACCGUCUUGUUGCAAACCGCUCUGCCUACUGCUUCGCCAGUCUCGUACACGACACUGCUUACAGGUAUUCCGGGCACCUUCAUCGGCACUCAAGCAACUACUCUGCCCGCCGGCACUGACGGCAUUGCUACUGUGUUGCUUCAGACUGCCUUGCCCACUAUCGCGACUGUUUCCUACACGACUCUGUUCUCGGGUGUGCCCGGUACCUUCGCGGGCACCGUGGCCACAACACUCCCUGCCGGCACGGACGGCAUCGCAACUGUCAUCUUCCAGACUGCCAUCCCCACGCCCACAGUCUCGUCGCCAGGAAUUUCAUACACUACGAUCUUCUCGGGCUUGCCAGGUACAUUCAUCGGCACUUUGGCAACCACCUUGCCCGUGGGAAGCGACGGCAUCGCCACAGUUAUCUUCCAAACUGCUCUCCCUACAGCUACAAGUGCCCCUGGUGCUUCGUACACGACUAUUCUGACCGGUGUACCGGGAACGUUCAUUGGCACUCUAGCAACCACCUUGCCUGCGGGCCCUGAUGGUCUUGGUACUGUUCUCUUGCAAACUGCUUUGCCGAUUGCAACGUCAACUCCUCCUGGAUUGCAGUAUACCACGAUUCUUACUGGUGUGCCGGGAGCGUUUGCCGGAACUCAAACCAACACUUUGCCCUUGAUUUCUGGCGCCACGAUUGGAACAGUUCUUUUGGAGACCGCCAUUCCCACCGCUAGCCCGAUCCAGUACACGACGCUGCUCACUGGCGUCCCCGGCACUUUCAUCGGAACCCAGACGACCACGCUCCCGAUCAUCAGCGGCACUGUUGGCACAGUCCUGAUCCAGACUGCUCUGCCUACCGCUCAAAGUAUUGAUAUUACGUACGUCACCGUCAUCACCGGCGUCCUGGGCACAUUCCCUGGAACCCGCGCUUCGACGGCCCAGCCUACUGGAACCCAGCGAACCGGUACCGUCUUCUUGGAGACGGCGAUUCCUGCAAUCACAUCGAAUGUGGUUUCGUACGUCACAAUCGUCACUGGAAUCCCGGCGACCUUUACUGGUACCCAGACCCGAACCUUGUCUGGUUUCGGAGCUGAUGGCCUCGGCACUGUUCUCUUGGAGACUGCGCUGCCUAUCACAAGCCCGAUCUCCUACACGACUAUCUUCUCUGGCAUUCCUGGAACGUUUAUCGGCACACAGGCUCUCACUCUGGCUCCUGGUACUGAUGGAUUGGGUACCGUCGUGUUACAGACUGCGAUUCCCUCGGUCUUUGUUCAAUCGUUCACAACCAUCUUCUCCGGUAUCCCGGGUACGUUCCUUGGAACUCAAACUCGUACUCUGUCUGGUACUGGCGCAGAUGGCCUCGGAACGGUUGCGUUGGAGACGGCGUUGCCGACGGCACUCGCUCAGUCCUACACGACCAUCCUUUCCGGCGUUCCGGGCACCUUUGUCGGCACUUCAACGCUUACCCUCCCGGGCACUGGCGCGAACGGUCUCGGCACUGUCGUUAUUCAGACAGCACUUCCUACUGCGCUCGCGGCUUCGUACACGACGGUCUUCUCUGGCAUCCCAGGAACAUUCUUGGGAACCCAAACUCGCACCCUCUCUGGAACUGGUGCAGACGGUCUUGGUACAGUUGUUUUGGAGACUGCUUUGCCUACGGCAUUGGCCCAAUCUUAUACCACGAUUUUCUCUGGCGUCCCUGGCACGUUCGUGGGAACUUCGACGCUCACUCUUCCUGGCACUGGUAUCGACGGACUUGGCACGGUCGUCCUCCAGACGGCUAUCCCUACUGCAAGCCCAACUGUGAGCCUUCAGUUCACCACGCUGGUUACGGGUAUUCCUGGAUCCUUCAUCGGAACCCAGACGACUACUCUACCUGUCGUUGGCACUGGCAACUUGGCUACGGUUCUGCUCCAGACUGCCGUUCCUGUGGUAUCUUACGUGACCCAGAUCACGGGCAUUCCGGGCACUUUCGUUGGAACAAGCACUCGAACCCUGCCUAUCACUGGUACUGGCAACGUGGGAACAAUCCUUCUGGAGACAGCCGUUCCUUUGGCUUCGUUCACGACCAUCUUCAGCGGCGUCCCUGGCACGUUUGCCGGAACGCAAACUCGCACUUUACCAGCGCUUGGCACAGAUGGUCUGAUUACGGUUGUUCUUGAGACUGCUGUACCCGAGGCUACUUCAUCGGCUCUGCCGUCUGUCACGGUCAUCAACACGUCAUAUGUCACGAUCAUCACGGGUAUCUUUGGUACUUUCGAUGGAACUCAGACAACGACCCUUCCUGCCGCGGUCACCAAUCCUGGCUUGGUCACUGUCGUCCUUCAGACUGCCAUCCCCAGCGCUGGCACAACUGCGUUCACCACGAUCCUCACAGGCAUCCCUGGCGCCACUUUCUCCGGCACCAGGACGAACACUUUGCCCGUCAUUGGAACUCUCGGAACUGUACUUCUCGAGACAGCCAUUCCCAGCGUCCCCGCGACUUCGUUCACGACGAUCUUUACUGGAGUCCCAGGAGCCACGUUCAUCGGCACCCAGUUCAGCACUCUGCCUGUCACCGGUUCCAUUGGCACCGUUCUCGCAGAGACUGCUCUCCCUGCCAUUCCGACAACGUCGCUCACCACCAUCUUCACUGGUAUUCCUGGAGCUACUUUCAUCGGUACGCAGCUCUCCACUCUGCCCGCUACUGGAACGAUCGGCACGGUAUUGGCUCAAACAGCGCUGCCUGCCCUUCCGACGACCUCGUUCACCACGAUCUUCAGCGGAAUUCCAGGAGCUACCUUCGUUGGUCCUCUCACCACCACGCUUCCAGUUACUGGCACAAUUGGCACCGUUAUCAUUGAGAGUGCACUGCCCGCGGUGAUUUCAUACAUCACCGUUCCAACCGGCGUGCCGGGCGCAAGCUUCGUCGGCACCCAGUUCUCUACCCUACCCCUCACUGGUGCCAUUGGUACUGUCUUGGCUCAAACCGCGCUCCCGGCUGACAUUUCGUAUGUCACGAUUCCCACCGGAGUACCUGGGGCUACCUUCAUCGGAACCCAACUCACCACUCUCCCAGUGACUGGUACUAUUGGUACGGUUUUGGCCGAAACUGCCAUCCCUAACGCAGUCACGUCUUAUACCACGGUCCUCACCGGCGUCAUCGGCACCUUUGCCGGCACACGAGCAACGACUCUUCCAGUUACCGGCACGCUUGGAACUGUGCUCUUAGAGACAGCUCUUCCAGUGCCGACGUCGUACACAACGCUCAUCACCGGAAUCCCGGGCACAUUUAUCGGCGCUCAGACAACUACCUUGGCAGGCUCAGGAACGGUCGGCACCGUACUCAUCCAGACGGCGCUGCCUCUGCCACCAGUCACUUCGUACACCACGAUCCCGACUGGUACCAUCGGCACGUUCGUCGGCACCCAGACAAUCACCUUGCCGCUUACUGGCACUUUGGGCACCGUUUUGCUCCAGACCGCCAUCCCGCCUAUUGUUACUGGCUACACCACGAUUACUCGCGGCGUCACUGAUACGUUUGUGGGCACUCGUACUUCAACGGGCCCGGUCAGCGGAACGCUGGGUACGGUAUUCGAGGAAACGGCUAUUCCGCCUUUGUCUACAUCAUAUGUCACUCUCAUCACUGGUAUUAUCGGGACAUUUGCGGGUACGCAGACGACGACCUUGCCCGUCAGCGGCACCCUUGGUACCGUUCUUUUGCAGACGGCGUUGCCCAUCCCAACGUCAUACGUUACAGUCACAACCGGCAUUCCGGGCACCUUCACUGGUACUCAGGUAUCAACGAUCCCAGGAUCUGACACUAUUGCCACCGUGGUGCUUCAAACGGCCCUCCCCUUCCCUACCUCAUACACCACACUCCUCACUGGUGCCCCUGGCACGUUUGUUGGAACCAGAACUACAACUUUGCCGUUUUCUGGCACUCUCGGAACUGUCUUGCUCGAAACUGCUCUCCCUCUGCCGACAUCAUAUGUCACACAGACUACGGGCAUCCUUGGCGCUACCUUCCUCGGCACCCAGACAACGACAAUCGGGUCCGGAACCCUGGCCACGGUGCUCCUCGAGACGGCCCUUCCCUUCCCUACAUCGUACACCACGAUCUUUACGGGUGUCCCUGGAGCCACUUUCCCAGGAACACAGGCGAUCACUCUCUCUGCCACCGGCAACCUGGCAACAGUCUUGGUUCAGUCCUCGGUUCCUAUUCCGACGUCGUAUACAACCAUCUUCACAGGCAUUCCGGGAGCCACCUUUGCUGGACCUCAGACUUCUACACUCGUAGGGUCUGGAUCCAUCGCAACUGUGCUCAUCCAGACCGCUCUGCCGAUCCCGACAUCGUACACCACGAUCGUGACUGGCCUUGCCGGAACUGUGUUCCCCGGAACCCAGACGGUCACGCUUUCGGCCACGGGAACCCUCGGAACCGUUCUGCUUCAGACUGCCAUCCCGUACACGACAGUUCUCACGGGAAUUCCUGGAACCUUCAUUGGAACCCAGGCAAUCACCAUUCCUCCAGUCGGAAGCCAGCUUGGCACAGUCCUUCUUCAAACCGCCUUGCCGCUCUCAUACACCACAGUUACUAGCGGAAUCACGAGCGACUUCACCGGCACAAGGACUCUUACUCUUGAUGGCACGGGCACCAACGUCCGAACCGUCGUCUUGGAGACCGCCAUCCCUGCCCAGGUCAUUGUCUCUUACACGACAAUCAUCACAGGUAUUCUCGGCACUUUCGCUGGCACUCAGACGUCUACGGUUCCCACAACUGGACCUGGCCAGAGCCUCGUCACCGUUUUCUUGGAGACCGCUAUUCGCCCGAUUUCGUUCACGACAGUCUUUAGCGGAGUCAUCGGCAACUUUGCAGGCACUUCAACCGUUACACUUCCCACGACCGCCGGUCAGGCACUUGGCACCGUGGUUCUGCAAACCGCGCUGCAAACCACAUCUUACAUCACGAUCCCUUCGGGCGUACCUGGCAACUUCCAGGGCACCUCACUCAUCACCUUGGACGGAACUGGUCUCAUCAGAACCGUCAUUGCGGAGACGGCCUUGCUAACGACCUCGUACACAACGAUUGUUUCAGGAGUUGCUGGUAACUUCCAAGGCACUUCUCUGAUCACUCUGCCGGGCACUGGUCUCAUCCGAACUGUUAUUGCUGAAACCGCGAUCCCAACGACUGGCUAUGUGACGAUUCCCACCGGCGUUCCUGGUAACUUUGCUGGAACUUCGCUCAUCACUCAGUCUGCCGCCCCUGGCGCCACACUCAUCACCGUCUUGGCUCAAACCGCUAUUCCGACCACCGGAUAUGUGACCAUUCCUACUGGCAUCCCUGGUAACUUCCAGGGUACUUCUUUGAUCACACAGUCGGCUGCGGCAGGUGCCACGUUGAUUACUGUCUUGGCCCAAACCGCCAUUCCCACGACGGGAUACGUGACGAUUCCCACUGGUGUACCUGGUAACUUCCAAGGCACAUCUUUGAUCACGCAGUCCGCCGCCGCAGGAGCAACGCUCAUCACUGUGUUGGCUCAAACUGCCAUUCCUACUACAGGUUAUGUGACAAUCCCGACUGGCGUCACUGGCAACUUCGCGGGCACCUCCUUGGUCACCCAGUCCGCUCCCGCAGGUGCCACGUUGAUAACGGUGCUGGCUCAGACUGCUAUUCGUACAACAGGAUAUAUCACCAUUCCCACGGGUGUCACUGGGAACUUUGCCGGCACAUCUUUGGUCACUCAAUCUGCUGCCGCGGGAGCUACUCUCAUCACGGUUCUAGCACAUACGGCCAUUCCGACGACGGGAUACAUCACCAUCCCUACAGGUGUGACAGGCACGUUCCAAGGCACGUCUCUGGUCACGCAAUCCGCAGCUGCUGGCGCUACCCUCAUCACCGUUCUCGCGCAGACAGCUCUGCCGACAACCCGCUUCACUACCAUUCCCACUGGUGUUCCUGGAAACUUCCAAGGCACCUCGCUGGUGACUCAGUCAGCCGCCGCGGGAGCUACUCUCAUCACGGUUCAGGCACAGACAGCUCUGCCUACCACGGCUACAACUACCGUCCUCACCGGUGUGCAGGGUGUCUUUGCUGGAACUUCAUACCUCACCCUUACUGGCAGCGGAACCAUCGUCACUGUUCUCGCUCAGACGGCCUUGGCUCAGACUUCUUACGUGACGAUCCCCUCUGGAGUACCCGGCGCUACCUUCACCGGUACCUCACUGGUUACUCAGUCCGGAACAGGUCUUGUCAGAACAGUCAUCGCAGAGACUGCCCUGCCCACGACAACAUAUGUUACUAUUCCAUCUGGAGUCACUGGAGCCGCCUUCACUGGCACCUCUCUCAUUACCCAAUCGGGCACUGGACUUACUAGAACCGUCAUCGCGGCCACGGCCGUUCCCAUCUCGACCGUCUACACGACCAUCCCGACUGGAGUUGCCGGUUCUUUCACAGGAACCCGCUACUCCACCAUAAGCGGCACAGGCAGUCUCAUCACUGUGUUCGCGCAGACUCGCAUUCCCACGGCCACACGUGUCGUCACGCAGACGUCCUCGCCAUCGGGAUGUAUCCCCACGCCCGUCGCAAGCCCUACUGGACGCUGUAUCGGCCAAGCACAAGUCAACGCAGUUCCCAUCCCGACUCAGUGUUCUAGCUUGGAUCAAACCCUCCUCGGCGGGGUCCUCACCACUCCUAGUACGUCGCAGCUCGCCGCUUGUCAAGCCGCGUUGGGCAACUAUGCCACCAUCCCUGAGGUUGCGGCUUGUACCGUAUCCGGCCUCAGGCUCCUCGGCACAUACGCCGAGUGUAUCAGGACCGGUCUUGCCAGUGCAAUUGGCUGCGUCAGAAGUCUGCCGCUCUCGUGUACUCAGAUCGAGGCUGCCACUGGUGUCGCUGCCAUCACAGCGCAAGCCAACGUCUGUAUCGCAAACUUGGGAAUCUUUGGGUACUCCGGACUUUUCGGCAGCACCGUCAACUUGGCAACUUGCAUCACGAACAACGCAGCCACUUCUGGUCUGGCGGUCCUCAACUGUAUCGAACAAGGCACAGGCCUGCCCAUCAACAGCUCUAGAGCAAACACGGCGGUACUUUGCCCGUCAGGAACAGCUUGCCCACAAGUUCCCACAGCUUGCGGAGCUCUUCUGGAUGCGUCGUUCAACUUGACGAACGGUCUCGAUGCACAGGUUAACCUCUGUCAGGCGGCCCUGGUGGUCAACUCCAUUCCAGGCGUUCUCAGCACGACUCUUGCAGACCCCUUGGGCACAGUUGGCUGUCUGGUCGGCAACUUGGUCACGACCGUCAACAAUCUGCUCAGUCCACAGCAACAAUACGGCCAGUGUUUCCUGCAAAAGAUCCAAGGCAGCUGUAUCACCAGCUUGCCCGAGACCUGUCUCAACAUCGGCGUGGGCGCCCAAGCAAGCGGCCUUGCCAGCAACGUGAACGCGGCGGUAUCAGUCACUGAUCUCCUCAGCUGUGUCACGAGUCUCGGCUUGCUGGCGAACAGAGUCGACCCGAACUGCUUCAACGUCAGCCUGGGCUCACAGGGCAUCGUUUCUUGCCUGAACCUAAGCUUGUUCGGCGUCGCCACCGUUAACGUCGUCACCAAAUAA